This is a messenger RNA of Metarhizium brunneum ARSEF 3297, 525 nucleotides long. It is a transcript of the gene bet5, whose product is annotated as Transport protein particle subunit. NCBI's taxonomy places the organism in Eukaryota, Fungi, Ascomycota, Sordariomycetes, Hypocreales, Clavicipitaceae. Gene Ontology annotation, cellular component: TRAPP complex. Gene Ontology annotation, biological process: endoplasmic reticulum to Golgi vesicle-mediated transport. The record is from RefSeq and is a predicted model, not a curated record.
AUGCCCGUCUUCUCUUUCUACAUAUUCGAUCGACACACCGAGUGCAUCUACAGCAAGUCAUGGCUCCCUGCUCAACGACCCUCCUCGCGCAUCACCACCAGUGCUUCCGACGACGCUAAGCUCAUCUUUGGAACCGUCUUCUCCCUGCGCAACAUGGUCCGCAAGCUGGGCGGCGACGAUGACGCCUUCAUCAGCUAUCGCACCGGCCAGUAUAAGCUGCACUACUACGAGACACCUGCGAACUUGCGGCUCGUCUUGCUGACGGAUACGGCGUCGCCGAGUAUGCGCAAUGUGUUGCACCAGAUAUAUAUCAAUCUCUGGGUUGAAUAUGGUGCGUAUUCUGCGGCAAGCUUUGCAUCUUUCAUGGCCCUGGUCCCCAUUCUUUCAUUUUCUCUUCUUCUUACAAAAUGCGCCUCUAUAGUUGUCAAGAAUCCUCUUGCCCCUGUUGAACACAAAGGCGGAGAGGGGGUCAAGAAUGAACUGUUUGAGCUGGGCUUGGACCAGUUUAUUCGUGGUUUGAUGUGA